AUGCCUCUUUUAACCGAAAGAUCUGUCUCUCAAAUACUCUCUUCAAUUGCAAACAGUGACAGCAAAUUGAAGAAUAAUUGUGUGAUACCUAUUCACCACAGUUUGUUGGAUGUGUCAGUCAUAACACCCAAGAAAUCACUGGCCGAACGAAUUCCGGCAUUUGGUCUCUUGUGUGCCAUUCUUUCGGUCAUCUGUUGGUCAUUAAGUUCAUUGAUUGUCAAAGUGCUCACAGAUUUGCAUUCAAUUCAGAUAUUGGUUAUUAGAUCACUAUUUCAAUUGGUAUUCUAUGGAGUAUCCAUUGCUGUCAACAAAUAUCCAUUAUUUGGUGAACCGGGACAUCGCAUAGACUUACUAUUGCGAGCCGUCUCAGGAACGAUAGCCCUUUCAUCAGUAUUCAUGGCCUACCGAUUGAUGCCGUUUUCAGAC
Molecule: messenger RNA, 426 nt
Organism: Oppiella nova
Lineage: Eukaryota; Metazoa; Arthropoda; Arachnida; Sarcoptiformes; Oppiidae
Source: the annotation of a GenBank genome assembly